Messenger RNA from Eimeria acervulina, 416 nucleotides. RefSeq lists its product as hypothetical. The annotation marks the transcript as partial. The record is from RefSeq and is a predicted model, not a curated record. NCBI's taxonomy places the organism in Eukaryota, Apicomplexa, Conoidasida, Eucoccidiorida, Eimeriidae. The transcript is spliced from 4 exons.
GCUCUGUAGCGUUCAGCGUAUAUUGCCAAACAUCAGAUCGGGAAGAAUGCAAGAUCAGGCGCAUCUGCGUGUUCGUCCCUGCAGCUGCAGCGCUGCGCAUUGAGUGGGGGAUGAGGUAUAGCUGUGUGGGGGUAUUUAGUGGUGCGUUGGAGGAAGCGGUGGGCUUGCUUGCGUGCGCGGCAGUUGCGCCGCGGUACUGUUUGGAGGAUUUGAGUGGCCGAUAUUUGUUGGAGUGGAUGGCUUUGCAUAUGGCAAGACGGGCAGCUAAUGUUGUAGGACGGCUGUGUAGCGAAGUCGAAUAUAACGGCGCGUCCUUCACGCGUACUUGCAAUAUGAAGCGCAGCUGCGUGUUGAAAAGUGCAUUGGAUUUGGCAGCUGAAGCCCUGCGAAUUGUGUGGGGAUUGGGGUGGAGCUAA